This is a messenger RNA of Brassica oleracea var. oleracea, 450 nucleotides long. Its product is annotated as protein transport protein SEC7-like. The transcript is spliced from 2 exons. Lineage: Eukaryota; Viridiplantae; Streptophyta; Magnoliopsida; Brassicales; Brassicaceae. The record is from RefSeq and is a predicted model, not a curated record. Bases 1 to 450 code for a protein of 149 amino acids.
AUGGAGAGGCCGAAGAAGCUUGAUCAUAAACGUCGUAAGAAGAAAGCUACAUCGAGUGAAACAAUUGAAGAGGAGCACGAUGCAGGGAAAGGUCGUGAGCUUGAACGAAUCACCGCAGAGGAGAGACGCAACGAACCUCGACCUGACACUGAGAGAGACUGUCAUGAUGAGGAUGUUGACCGAUAUGAUGGAGAAGGAGAUGGUGGUGAUAACGAAGAGGAUGAGGUUGAAGAAAAUCAAGUAGAAGAGAAUGGAGAAAAUGGAUUAGACGUGGAAGAAGAGAACUGUGAGGACUUAUCACAACAUUUUGGAGAUGUCGCGAGAGAAGAAGAAAAUUUACAUUGGAAAAAUAGUUCUAAACAAGCUCGUGUAGAUGCAAAGGAAUGGAAAGAACCGGAAGAAGCACAGCAACAGCUUCACCAAGGUGAAAACAACGAAAUCGGAAUGUGA